AUUUCGAUGGAUCUAGAUUUUAUGGAAACGAUGAAAAUGAAAUUGACAUGGAUUUCAUCAAUAAGACAGUGUCUGAACUUAAAUUUAACCUUUGUGAUGUUGAAAUAAAAUUUCAUGUUGACUCUGAUCGUGAACUUGCUAUUAGAAAGUUGAAAUUGGCCACUUCUCUUGGAAAUUCCAAUGCAAAAGCAUUGUUAAAAAAA
Messenger RNA from Racocetra fulgida, 203 nucleotides. Lineage: Eukaryota; Fungi; Glomeromycota; Glomeromycetes; Diversisporales; Gigasporaceae. The record is from the annotation of a GenBank genome assembly.